This is a messenger RNA of Brugia pahangi, 3237 nucleotides long. The record is from the annotation of a GenBank genome assembly. NCBI's taxonomy places the organism in Eukaryota, Metazoa, Nematoda, Chromadorea, Rhabditida, Onchocercidae.
AUGUCAACGAUUCAACCGUUAUCAAGUGCACAUCAGUCAAUAUUAUUUCGUCAGAAUGAUGGGAGUGGAUUUCAUUUGGGACAUUUUGAUCGUUUCGUUGAUGGAGUUGGAGAAAUUAUAUGUCCCAAGAGUGGGUUACGAUACAUCUUCGGGCCAGAAUCAAUUGAUCUUGGGCCGUGCUGUAAUUCAUGUGAUGAAAAUUGGACAAAAAUUUUAAAAAAUGAGGAUAUUUUAGUCUUUUCUCAAGGAUACACUUAUUCUUGCGGCAAUAAACUUGUAAAAGUCGCAAAGCAAGUCAUUAUUCCGGAAACAUGUAGUGAUCAAAAAUUCCUUGGUGUAGUUUUACGUGAGCGCCAUCCCAGCUCAACUGAAGGUGCUACAGCUGCUUUUCUAUGUCCACCCUUUGGUAUUAUCAAAUUGCAUAAGUUCGCGUUUGGUUGUACCGAUAAAAUACUGUGGCCACCAGUGGUUGGGACACGAUUCUGGGUUGUGUUAAAUGAGAAUGAAUCACCUAUUAGAGUCUGGAAAGUAGACAGUAGAGCGGAUCACGUUGAAUUUGGUCUGGGAAGUACACUAUUUAAUAUACCGAAGGUAUAUCUAUGGCAGUGGAAUAAAACAUUUAAUGAGUCGGGUAUAUUCGCAAUCACGGAUUUCGUUUUGAAAACUUCCGAGACUGCGAGCUGCUCAAAAGAGAUCGAAAUGAAAUAUCAAGUUAGUUCAAAUACAUCAACUUCAACAAAGACACAGGAUGAACGAAAGAAGUUUGGAAACGGCGCAAAUGCACAAACUAACAAUGCUGCCAUCAGUUUGUUACUGGAAAUACUCAAUGAUCAGAACCUAAGAGAUCUUGUUAUUAAAAGGCAUCAAGAGGCUUUCGAGAAUUUGGAUCCAAAUGAAGAUCCUGCAACGGGUCUCGAAAGGGUAGCAUCUUUUGCAAAUGAGAAUGCAGAAAUAAGGCGAAGAAGUCGUGAACAGGAGCAACGUGAAUUAGAAGAUUCUCGCCAAUAUGAUUCAUUUAAAAACAUGGAGAAAGAAGGCGCAGUUUCUUCACGAUAUGAAAGUUUGAAUUAUGAAAUUGUUGAAAAUAAGCUUUUUCGGGCUGAGGAGAUGGAACCUGGUCAUCAGCGAAAACUUUUUCGCCAAUCAGUGAAUCGUUGGGUAGUGUGUUUCUUUAUUGGAGUUUUAACUGCUAUUGUUGCGGCUGCUAUAGAUAUAACGAUAUAUUACAGUAGUGUAGUCAAAUUCCGCUUGAUCAUUAGCAAUUUGUUAAAUUUCUGUGAGAAACGAAUGGAAGUUGGUGGUGGUUGCAUAUGGACGGUAGAAUUUGCAUGGAUUUGCUACAAUUGUAUUCUGGUCACUAUUUCCGCAUGUUUAGUUAUAUUCCUAUCUCCUAUUGCUGCUGGUUCAGGUAUAUCACAAGUCAAAUGUUUUCUAAAUGGUGUAGAAAUACCGGGUGUUGUACGAUUAAAAACUUUGUUUGCAAAAGCAUUUGGUGUAGCAUGUACAGUUGCUGGUGGCUUGAGUGCGGGAAAGGAAGGGCCAAUGAUUCAUUCUGGAGCGGUAGUCGCAGCUGGUAUUUCACAAGGCAAAUGCGUCACUUUCUCACUCGAUUUCCACAUUUUCGAACAAUUUAGAAAUGAUCGCGAAAAGCGCGACUUCGUGAGUGCAGGUGCUGCAGCUGGAGUAGCUGCUGCUUUUGGUGCGCCAAUUGGUGGAGUUUUGUUCAGUUUAGAAGAAGGGGCUAGCUUUUGGAAUCAAAGUUUAACGUGGCGCAUGUUUUUUGCUGCCAUGAUAUCAUCAUUUACUUUGAAUUGCAUUCUCAGUGUAUUUCAUGGAGUUGGUGGUUUUUUAUCAUGGAAUGGGCUAGCAAAUUUCGGUGUUUUCGAGAAUCAUAGCUACAACAUUUGGGAAAUACCGAUCUUUCUUCUCAUUGGUGUUCUUGGAGGCCUUUCUGGUGCUUUAUUCAAUUCCCUUAAUUUGAAACUUUCACGAUUCAGGAAGAAAUAUAUUCGAAGCAAAUGCCAGAAGUUGAUGGAGUGUUUACUAGUAGCUGCAGCAUCUGCGUUUACAGGAUUUGUUACACUUUUCGUAGUAAAUGAUUGCCAGCCUGUUGGCCGUAAUCCAAAAUUAACUGAGGUUACAAAGUUGUGGUGUCGCAAGGGUCAAUACAGCGCUGUUGCAAAUUUAUUCUUUCAAAGUCCAGAAGAAAGUGUUAAAAGUCUGUUUCAUAGUCCAACAAAUUCAUAUGCGGCAAGUACGUUAUUAAUUUUCGCUGUUGAGUAUUACUUCUUAUCGUUAUGGACAUAUGGGCUAUCAGUACCGAGCGGUAUUUUCAUACCCACCUUGUUAACUGGUGCAUCAUGGGGUCGUCUUGUUGGAGUUAUCGUCGAAUAUAUGUUUCCUGACGUUACUGGUAUUCAUCCUGGUAAAUAUGCUCUUGCCGGAGCUGCAGCCCAACUGGGUGGUGUUGUACGGAUGACAAUUAGCUUAACUGCUAUUCUCGUUGAAGCAACCAGAGAUAUUACAUUUGGUUUGCCAAUAAUGCUUGUUCUCAUGGUUACUAAAUGGGUUGGCGACUUCUUUAAUGAGGGUCUUUACGAUGCUCAUAUUGAAUUAAAUGAAGUACCGAUUUUGGGUUGGUGUGCACCGGAACUAUCACGCAAUAUAUUGGCAGGGAGUAUAAUGAGAAGGGAUGUAGUAACAAUGAUGCCAAGAGAACGUGUUUCACGCGUGAUUGAAGUUUUACAUGCUACAUCACACCACGGUUUUCCGGUUAUUGAUGAAAUUAAUUCUCCGUCAACUGAGGAAAAAAUCCCGGAAUACGGUCAUCUGAAGGGGUUAAUCUUGAAAUCGCAGCUGAUUAUUCUGAUGAAGAAACGGGUUUUUUAUGAGGAUCCUGACUGUCAUAUUUUGGUUGAUGGAAGCGAAUUGGUUCAACUUUCUGAUUUCGCCGACGAAUACCCAACAAAGUUACAACUGUCUGAAGAAGAUAAAAAUUGUUGGCUGGACUUAACUCCUUAUAUGCAUUCAAGUCCUUAUCGAGUACCUUUGACUGCUUCACUACCAUCUAUAUUUCAUCUGUUUCGUGGAUUAGGACUGCGCUACGUAGCUGUCGUUGACGAUGAAAAUAAACUUCGUGGAAUCAUUACUCGGAAAGAUCUGGCAAGGUUCAAGGGACGUCGAACUUUCACAAAUUAUACUAUAUGGGAACUUUUUGUUUCAGACUUCCAAACUUGA